ACUACGCCAUGGAUGUGAUUUGUGCUUUAUAUAAUAACCACGGAGUUCUACAUGAGUGAUAACGAGAGCUCCAGGAAACCUUACUACCUAAGUCACUGCGUCAUUGAGAGCUUAACUGUUAAAUUACUCAACCGGGUGAGAUUAGGUGGAGAUGAUUCACUUUGUUUUUAGCAAUUUGACAACAUCAGUGUUUUAAUGUGAACUAAUUAAACACAAAAAUUGGUAAUAGAGCACAUGGAGUGUUAAUGCUAUUGCAAAUCCUCAGUAAAGAACGGUAAUCAUGCGGUAGCUAAAUUAUACUCCUGUUGGUGAACACUGAAACUAACGUAUAAACACGAGUGGAUAGGAUGAACAAACUAGUGUGACAAUAAGGUGACCAGUGAACAAGUUUUCAUGUCUAAGAUCCAGGGCCGCGGGGGCGGUGAACCCUUCAAUCAUUAACACAAAAAACAGAACUAGCCAGGCUCUGUCUCCUCUUCCCUCCCCUCCUACGCCAGCUCCAGGCAGUGAGGGGGUCUCGUUACCCCCACUCCACUUCCGUCUGAGGCUGAGGAAUGUGACAUCAGAGGGAUGGAGCCCAAGAGCAUCAAACAGGAGCGGGAAACUGGUAAAGAGGAACUGGCCAAUCAGGAGACGGGUAGCGAGGCUCGGGCGCCGUCAUUGGUCCAGGGGCUGGCCAACCAGGACUCGCGCAGCUCCCGGAGCAAAGGCUUGCGAGCUGAGAUGCCCAAGUUGGGAGAAAGCAACAAUGGCAACAACAAUAGCAGUAAUGGCAACAGCAGCAGUACAACCAGCAAUAACAAUGUUUCCAAUGCCAGCACCAAUGGCACCUCUGGCAGCAGUUCCAAUGAUGUCACCAGAGUUCCAGGGCCACAUUCCUACUCACCAGUCCCUACCCAGAAGACUUCAUAUGCCAAUGGGUCUUACUCACCCCACAGCACAGUCAAUGGGACACCAACACCCUCGCCACCCGCUCUAUCCUCACCACCUUCACAAAACCACGAGUCAGGCCCAGGAGCUGGAGCAUCCUCCAGGGAUGCUCACAGACAGAUCUCAAAGGUGCGGCGGUUCCUGACUACACUGCAUCAAUUUGCUGCUGACAUUUCUCAUGAUGUAGGUGACCGUGUGAGGCACCUUGUUCUUGGCCUUUUGAGUGGUGGGGUGAGUGUAGAGGAGUUCCAUGGAGGGCUGCAGGAGGUUACACACUUUCCUCUUCGCCCCUUUGUAUUGCCCUUUUUGCGUUCCCACCUACCUCUUCUGCAGCGAGAACUGCAGAGCCUUGCCCGCCGUGCUGCCAUGCCGGUGUCACAGUACGUUGCUGUGCAUGAAGCAGCACUGCUGGAAUCUACUGCAGGAGAGCCCACUGAUUUCUUCUCUUCAGAGGUUACUAGUAGUAAACGUCGUCAUGAAGGGUACUUUGAAAAUGGGGACAGUGGUGGUGGUAGUGGAGGGGGUGUCUCCCCACCACCCUCAAAGCGGCUUGGCAUUUUUUCUCCGCCCUACCCAAGUGUGGGCAUGAGUCCUGACCCUCCUCUACAUUCUCGAGAUUAUCGUACCCCAGCUCCACCAGAUGAUGAAUGGAAGAACAUCCAUGUUAUGUUGACGUGUAUCCUAAGUAUGGUGGAGAAGACUCGUCGAGCUCUAACAAUGUUGCAGCAAAAGGAAGAUCGUGAUGGGAGCAGUGGCAUUUCCAGAGUAAGUGGCUUAGGUGCAACAGAUCUCCGACAGCGAGCUGAUUAUGAUGCAGAGGUACGUCGUCAUGCUGCUGAGCUUGUUGCGCAGUCUAUCCGUACAACAGAGGAGAGGGUAUCAGAGGUCAAGCGCAAAGCUGAGGAAGCUGUAUCAGAAGUUCGGCGAGCAGCUGUAGCAGAAGUACAACGAGCUGUUGGUGCAGCAGAGGCUCGAGCCCAGGAGCUUGUAGCAGCAGAGAGGGCCAAGGUAGAAGCCCUUUUACGGGAAGUAGGGAGAAGAGACUCCUCGGAGCCUCGUGCAGAGCCACAGCAGGCGUGCUGGAACUGCGGCAGGAAGGCCCACGAGACCUGCAGUGGUUGCAAUGUUGCACGUUACUGUGGCCCCUUCUGCCAGCACAAGGACUGGGACUCUCAUCAUAAGGUCUGCUCACCUGUCCUGGCAUCAUCGUCUUCGUCUUCUGCUUCAUCAUCCUCUGCAUCCUCAUCUACUGCCAUCAUUGCAGCCCUUGUUUCUAAAAGUAAAUUCAGCAAAACUUCAGAUACUACAAAGACAGAGUGACCAAAGAUUAAAGGAUCACUUAAACGAAAAUGUCAUAGUAAGACAAGAAUAAUAGGCACUUUUCAUAAAGAAUAAACUUGCAAAUGUCAUUGAAGAAGUUACAUCCUGUAUAGACCCAUUGUGAAUAAUGAAUUCAAUCACUAGAAGGGAUGUAUUAGUGCAACUUUUCAAUUUCUGAUCAAUCUGUCAUGCGAGAUAUUUAAAGUUAAUCUGUAAAUAAGCUAAAGACAUGAAUUACUAGAAAAGUGAGAAUAUAGCAAAAUUACUUUGUUGAUACUGUGUGAGAUAAAAUUUAAAGCUGAAUAACCAAGCGAGUUGUACAAUUAUUUAAACUUGUGGAUACUGUGACUAAAUAAUAAAACUCAUUUUGAUAGUCUUUGAAAUAUUGUGUGAAUGUACUCUGUCCCUCUAAGACUAGACAAAAUAAUGAGCAUUAAAAGACCUUGGAUGACUUAUAGACUCCAUGCAUCACAGGUUUCAAGAUGGUGGUGAAUAGGUUUAUUGGGUCAGUUUGUUUUUUAAGAAAAUACAGUAAAGAUAUUGAGGAACAAUUCCUGAAAUUUAAGAAAAAAAAAAUGUAUUACCAGAACUUGCACUGUAAAUAUAAUUACAAUGUACAUUACACAAAUAUGCUGCAAUACACUUUUAAGUGCAUGUGAUUAAUCUGUGUUCCUGUUGUGGUGAUAAAUUCAAAAUAGAUAAUACUUGUAUUUAAUAAGUACAUGUAUGAUACAAUAAUUAUCUACAGAGGGAACUUGACAAAUUUUUAGAAUGCAUAUUGUGGUUGCAACAUGGAUUCAAUCAUUCUCUGUUUAGUCAGGACACAGCUGUUCAUGGCAAACUAAGACGUGUUACUGACGAAAGAAUUGUUGUGCAACUAUGAAAAAACCAAACACAUUGAGUACUGAUAAAAGUUUUAAAUAAUUGGUGCAGUAUUAAGUUCAGUACCAGCCAGUCCAUUUGAGCCAAGAUAAAUGUCGUUCAGGGUGAUAAGUGCUUACUAUGCAAAUAUGAAAAUUGUGUGCAAGUAUUAAGAGGAUGCUAUUUGCUGUAGGAUUAUAGUACCUUGCUGGUCUCCAUCUCUAGCUUGUUUAUAAGGGACAGUUGUCAUGAAAAUUAUAAGAAAAAAAGUGCUUAAACUCACAUGGGUCAUACAGUGUCAUGUAAAAAAAGACAUUUCAGGAACUGCAGUUUCUUAUUUGUAUAAGUGGCUUAGAACCUUUAUACUUAGGCUUUAAUCUAAAGAUCUUUGAAUUUGUGGCUAGGUCUUUUGGUGCACUCCUGAAGCACCAUUGUGACAAAUUUUUGAGCUAAUUGAAUAUACAACACUAUGGAGAAACAAGAACACCAUACAGUGAGAACCUUCUUUCAGAAGUUAAAAAUAUUGAUAUUACUGUAAAAAAAAAAAAAAAAAAAAAAAAAAAACUGCAAGUUGUCAGUAAUUAACUGCCAAUACAUUACUUGUACAUUAGUUUUAUCACUUUUCAUAUGACGGGUCACUAUACAACAUACUACAUUAUGUAAUUAUCAGUACAAAUAUUGAACCAGAAGACAAGCAUUGUACAGUAAUGUGUAUCAUGAACCUGUAAACCAAAGAUUAUAGACAUAGACAACUUCUAGCGAUGACGUUAUUACUCCGCCUUGCAUAUAGUGACCAGGUAUGGACCCUAAGUAAAGUUGGCAAUAAAGAUUUCAGUUGCAUGGUAGAGUAAACUUGAUUAGCAUAAUUUUUUGUGUGUCUAGUCACAAUAUAAAUGUUUAUUAUGAUAUGUAGAUUUUUCAGUGUUUUGAACACUCAAAAGCAUUUUUUUGAUACCUUUCAAUGUUAUAAAAAAUGGAAACAGAUACCCAAUAAAGUUAAGCUUACUGAACCACUUAAUAUAAUAAAAGAUGCAAAUUUUUUUGCAGGAUAUUACUGUUUCAAUAUGUAAAAACACUGUAGAAUGUUUUAGUAAGUUAUGACGUGGUCAGUGUCUUGGAUUCGUAAGUCCUGCUCCCAUUCAUCAUAUUUCAUAUUUUGGUUGUAGUUAACAUUCAUGUUAUUGAGAAUUUUAAAUCACGAUGCCAUGAUAGCACUUUCAAAUCUAGUGCUCUAACUGGUAGUUAAGCCAUGUAUGUGUGAAGGUAUUAUUGUUUGACCUCAUAAUUGGUGGUGGUUUUGAACAUCUUUCAUAAUUCUUUGUAAUUGGCCAGUGAGGUUCAUACAUGAUAUUCAGUUUAUGUAAGACAAAACCAGUGGUUGCCAAACUUGUUAAUGACUGUAUAUACUGUAUGUUAUUAUUUAUUUAAAAAAAAAAAAUACAAAAUGCUCUGAAUGUUUUUCAUAUACAGUACCAUAUGUCCUUUUGCUUUUCAUGUUUCAGGGGUAGAUAUUUUGCCAGAUUUUUAGAUGAAAAAACUGAAAAGCCUAUGGAGAAAAAAAGUAAUGAUUUCUGAAGAAUACUUUUUCAACUUAUGGCAAAACAUUUAUUCCUAAAACUAUUUUUCACACACUUUUACUGACCUAAUUGAGAAAAUAACUGAGCUGUGUAUAGUGACAAUAUUCACACUGUUGAAAUAUGUGUAUUGUAUACCAAUGUCCUUGUUUUGUAAAUAGACCAAGUUUUAUCA
Messenger RNA from Cherax quadricarinatus, 4860 nucleotides. It is a transcript of the gene nvy, whose product is annotated as CBFA2/RUNX1 partner transcriptional co-repressor nervy. Gene Ontology annotation, molecular function: transcription corepressor activity. Gene Ontology annotation, cellular component: nucleus. Gene Ontology annotation, biological process: DNA-templated transcription; negative regulation of DNA-templated transcription. The record is from RefSeq and is a predicted model, not a curated record. NCBI's taxonomy places the organism in Eukaryota, Metazoa, Arthropoda, Malacostraca, Decapoda, Parastacidae.